Molecule: messenger RNA, 1596 nt
Organism: Talaromyces rugulosus
Lineage: Eukaryota; Fungi; Ascomycota; Eurotiomycetes; Eurotiales; Trichocomaceae
Exons: 3
Coding region: 1-1596 (531 amino acids)
Biological process (GO): DNA-templated transcription
Molecular function (GO): DNA binding; zinc ion binding
Source: RefSeq, a predicted model, not a curated record
AUGCCCAACAAUGUAAAGAAUGAAGACAAUGGGCAGGCCUCCGAGUGUGUUAACGACAGUCCGCCAUUUUUUCAACACAUUCGCUGGCGCCCAGAUGAACAAGUUGAUUCAGAUUCUGGGCAUUAUAAUCAACAGCAGCAGCAAUCAAAGCAUCCGACUUCGCUGCAGAUUUUCCGGUUGUGGCAGGUGUUUCUAAACAAUGUCCACCCUCUGGUCAUGCUUUUCCAUGCGCCGUCGGUGCAGCAGGUCAUUUUGGACAUCGCCACAGACGCGACUAGUGUCAGCAAAGCGACUGGAGCCCUUGGCUUUGCUAUAUACCUGUGUGCCAUAGCAUCCAUGACGGACAGCGAGUGUCUGGAACUGACUGGCGAGUCCAAAGCUGACUCCCUCGAGCACUUCUCGCGGCUAUCACAUGAGGCGCUGUUUAACUCAGACUGCCUGCACUCGAACAACAUGGUCGUCCUACAGGCGUUGACUUUGUACACUCUAGCCACUUUCUACAUGCGAGGUUCGCCAUCACACUCUGAAAAACUGGCCGCACUGGCCGGCCGUGCCGCCCAACUUGCGCAGGCCCUAGGAUUACACCAAGAAGACCGGCAGAAGGACCUCCCUCCAUUUUCCAAGGAGAUGCGCCGCCGGCUGUUCUGGCAGGUAUUGAUCCUGGAUGGACGCGCCGCAGCAGCGCAGCGUCUUGGGGCCGGUGCCACGGCAGCAGGCCCUCAUUUCCACGAUGGCUCGUGGAAUGUCCAGCGUCCAUUAAACGUAAGCGACAGCCAAUUGGUGCCGUCGAUGAGCAAGCCACCGCCUGAACAACUGGACGGUCCAACUGACAUGCUGCUGUGUUCAAUCCGGAUCGAAAUCGAGCAGUCUAUGCGGCGGCUCGAGCAGCAUCAGCAACACCCUUCUCUCAGAUCACCGCCGGCCUUCGGCGCUUGGAUAGAACAGCAACAACAGCUACAACAGGUCGCGGUAGUUGAGCAGACCGAACAGAGGAUCGAACAGCACCUGCUACGCAGUUGUGAUGCUUGUAUUCCCUUCCACCUUCUGACCGCGUACCAGGCACGGUCGUGGCUGCGCCAGCUGCGUCUAUCCGUCUACCACCCACGCCAGCGCGGCCAGAGCAGUCUGGGUCACCAGCCUGACGAGCAUGAGCGUGAGCGCCUGUUCAGCCUCGCUCAGCAGGUUCUGUCGUAUGACAACCUGGUCCAUUCGAACCCGCGCUUCCGCCGCUAUCUGUGGCUCAUUGGCCGCGAUCUGCCCGUGGAUGCCGUUAUCGUCGUACUCCUCGAGCUACUCUCAAAAGGCGAUGAUGGUGGUGACGACGCCGAUGUUGAUGAGGGCAAACAAAAUGUGGUCAAUCGUGCCUGGAGAUAUAUUAUCCAGGUAUACGAAGAUCACCCAGUGCUGAUCAACGCAGCCCGCGAGAAUCCACUCUUUCUAGCCAUUGGUCUGCUCACCCUCAAGGCUUGGGAUAGUCGCACGACAUCCAAGAGCGAGCAAAUGCCCUCCCCUUCUACUGACUAUGACCGAGAUGAGCCCUUGUGUAUUUCUCGUCUACGCGCUCAGAGAGUAAGCGCAAGUCCUGCUUCAUCGUGA